Molecule: messenger RNA, 4418 nt
Organism: Pseudo-nitzschia multistriata
Lineage: Eukaryota; Bacillariophyta; Bacillariophyceae; Bacillariales; Bacillariaceae
Source: the annotation of a GenBank genome assembly
CUCGAACUUUUUGUGGUCAUUGUGAAAGACUCACUAUCAAUCUACAACGUAAAUUGAAUAAUACCGUAGCAAACAAUCAUGUGAGUGUGGGCUGAUCAAGCUUGAAAUGACUAUAUAGCACCAAAUGUGUUUUUUCGGUGUUUAGAGCGACCGUCGCUGCGUCGUCGAAGGAAGCUCAGUCUGGCAGCCAUGUGGGGAGACAUUCCAGAAUCGCUGACAUUUUCUCUAUUCCAUGCUGCGGCAAGGGCAGAGACUUCAUAUCGAGCAGUAAUGCUCGGCUCCAUUUAUUGUUGAAUAUGUGGCAUCGUUAUCGUGGACGAGACCGGGAGCGACCUAGAGAGGACCAUAGUCCGAGGCUCUCUGAGAAUAUUUGUCGUUGUCGCUAUCGCUAUCGUUGCCAUUUCUGCAUUGACGAACGCAUAAGCUCUCAUUGCUGGAUCCAAUUUUCAUCCACACUAAUUUUGCUGAUUUUUUAAAUGUUUUUCCAUCAAUAGGUCUAAUCCCAAAGUUUUCUUCGACAUUACCAUCGGCGGCGCAGCCGCUGGCCGCAUCGUUAUGGAAUUGCGUGCAGAUGUUGUCCCAAAGACUGCCGAAAACUUCGUAAGUGAUUUACCGUGUCUAACGUGAUAGCAGUAUAAUUUUUCAUGGUUCUUGGUGUGCAGAGGACUGACUCAAAUGUUUGUUCUUAUUUUCUUAAAUUUUGUUGCCUUUCAUGGUAUAUUUUCUUCAGCGCGCUCUGUGCACUGGCGAAAAGGGAUUCGGAUACGAGGGAUCUAGCUUCCACCGUGUCAUUACUGAAUUUAUGUGCCAGGGAGGAGACUUCACGAACCACAACGGAACUGGAGGAAAGUCCAUUUACGGAGAAAAGUUCGCAGACGAGAACUUCAAGCUGAAGCACACGGGACCUGGAAUCUUGUCCAUGGCCAAUGCUGGACCUAACACCAACGGAUCUCAGUUCUUUUUGUGUACUGUCCAGACUGCAUGGCUCGACGGAAAGCACGUUGUCUUUGGAAGUGUCGUCCAGGGCAUGGACGUGGUCAAGAAGAUCGAGGCGGUCGGAUCUGGAAGUGGAAGAACCCGAGCUCAGGUCUUGAUCGCAAAGUCAGGACAACUUUAAGCAAGUUUAGUUGGUGAAUUGGAUUGUGAGGAUUCAUGACUCCAUCAGCAAUCCGAGAACCAAAGUGCAAACUACCAGGGGAUGUUGAUGUUGGUUGGCUGGUGGAGAUGAUCAAGUUCGGGGGCUGAGGGAGCGACUCAUUGAAUAAUUUUGCCUUUCCUCACCCCUUAUGGGUAAACAUCAACACAUCCGAUUUUUUUCUCUUUCGACGCUCUGCGGAUUUUUCCACACCUGCAAGUUGAAAAAAGCGAAAGUCCCAGUCGCGUAAAUUGAAUAGGAAAUAUCCCUCUCAACUCAUCCUAUCACUUUUUCCGUAGUAGCCAUGAAUGAUUCGUAACGUGAUGUUCACGUCGACAAAAUCAAAAACUUAUGCGAUGACGGAAUGAUUCUUUGUUUAGCUAAAUUAUUCGUUUCCGUCAACAUGAAAAUUAUUGGCAAGUUUCGUAAAAUAUGAAUCGAUAUUAUAUGCAGGAAUACAAAUCAGCAACUCAAGAAGUCUUACCCACCUUCGAACGAAUCAGCACUAGUAGCUAGUGGCACUACAACAUUACAUGAUCAGAGCAUUGUUCAUGUACAACGUUGUGCAUCUUCUUGAGGUUGUCUUCAUGUUGUAGCACCUUGAUUGCGUAUUGCUUGAUGAUUUCCUUUUGUGUGCUGCAUAGGCAUAUUAGUCCCUUUCGUGGUAUCCACGUCAGGAAUGUCUGCCAUCAGCAUGUCACAAACGUACCUGAGUCCUGAAUGGCCCUGCAAACAUCAUUGCCAUACUUGCAUCCUGCAGAGUCCUCAAGCUCAGUCUUGGUUGGCAUGAACCGUGACACUUGGUCUGGUCCUACAUGGUGGAAGAUGUGGCCUUCAAGGUCUGAACAUCUUCUGCUGACGAAGUUGGUUUGGUACUUACUUGUGGGUCUGUUACUAGUAUUCUUUUUCUUCCCAUGUGGUGCUCCCACCAGCAGUGGCGUCCGGUUUCUUGCUUUAGGUCUUUGCGCAGCUUGUUUGCUUCAUGAGCUCACUCAUAGCUGCUGAUAGCGCUUCUUCCUGCUGCUGAUUAUUUUUAGUUUUAUGCUGAAUCCACACGAUAGCAGUACUAUGAAUCUACCAUGGAAAGUCUUCAAACAAACGACUCUACCAUGGAAAGUCUUUAAACGUCGAAACGCUGUUAAUUAGAUAAAACUAAUAAAGUAUCAAUGAUAAGGUCAUAACCACACUUGUACUACAAGCAUUUGUGGUCCCUGGCAGCAUCACGCCCUCUAUGUGACCGUCGCUCGUUGUUUACAUACACCUCACACAUAUACUGAGGAAUUAAUCUGACCAAUAGUGUCUUCAAAGACAAUUGGAAACGUAUGAUUCGACGAGCCAUGGACGUCGGGGUUUAUAGAAUUGUGUCGAUCUGCACUUCUACCAAAUCUUCGAAGGAUAGCUUGAAGCUGGCACAUAAAUGAUACGAUGAUGAGGAAGCCGCAAAUCUACAUGUCACGAUUGGGGUUCAUUCACACGAUGCCAAAUUUUGGGAUGGUCAUUCAGCAGAGGAUAUUAAACAUAUAUUGAAGGAUUCUUCUGCGGUCGCUCUUGGAGAAUGUGGGCUCGACUACAAUCGGAACUUCAGCUCCAAAUCUGAUCAAAUACGUGCAUUUCGAGAGCAAKUUCAAUUAGCGUACGACCUGAACUAUCCCAUAUUUGUUCACGAACGAGAAGCGUAUGCUGACCUACUCAAGGUCUUGGACAAAGUUGAAACAAAACAUAACACCACCUCGCCGCCAAAGAUAGUAAUCCAUUGUUUCACGAGGCUCUCAUAUACAUCGAGCGCUGAUAUUAUAUUGGCUUCACUGGGACGAUAUGCAAGAAGGAAAGGGUUGCGCAAUUGCGCGAACUCUUGCCAUUUCUUCCUCCAGAGAAAUUGAUGAUCGAAACGGAUGCUCCUUGGAUGAGCUUCAAGAAAAAAAAUGAAGUAAGCGACGUUCUUUCUCUGGACCAGCCGAAGGCGUCGACAUAGCGAAACAACUCAGUGAAACAAUGUCAACAUCAGUUUGAAGAUGUAUGCAAGGCAACAAACAAAACCGCAAUUUAUUUUUUCCGAUCACAGUAGUCUACUUCUCUCCCACUCUAUUCCUCGAAACGAUAUAACAGAUUGAAUCUUGCUGUGCUGAAAGAAUUAAGAGAACAAAAAAUCACUGUUCUGCGAUGCUCAUGGGUAUAAUCGAUUGGCACAAUUGAAAAUUGAUUUCGUUCCGAAAAAACCAAUAAAUCGCUGAUGGCUCUUCACAUCAUAUUUUCUCGUGUCUGUCUCAUUAUAUUGAUCUUAGCACACUGGACGAUCUUCCGUCAUUCACCGACUGUUUGACCGGUAGACGCCUUCUAGUUCACCAGAGUUCCAGCUUCACGGUCUUAGACAUCUCAGGUCCAUAAUAUUCUUCCUUAUGUUCAUCGAAGAGACGAGUCAAGGCAACGAUAUAUUUAUCGUGCCAAUGCUUGACUUCCUCCCGGGUAGGAUUCGGUAUGGUUGGAAGCUCAAUGGGGUCACCAACCACUACCCGUAGCCCACGUGACUGGCGUUUUGGCAACAGCGGCAAGAACCACGCUCCAAAAAUAGCUAUGGCUGGAAUACCCAUUCCAUUUAGCCACAGUCGAAAUUUCCACAGGCCCUGCGCAUUGAAGUAACUUUCGUUUUCUCCAAAUGUAUAAACUGGCACGACGUUGUAUCCAUGCUGGAGGGCAAGUUUGACAAAGCCGACACGUUUUUUGAUGUACACCCGAUCCUUUUCCAAAUACGAGAUUGUAGCUUCUUCAAAUCCACCAGGAGGCAAUGCCAAGUGGUCAGGAGCGCUUUCCGGCGGUUUGUUCUUGCCCUUCAUAUAUUGCACCAUGGCAGCCUUUGCAGCGCUUCCAGGGCAUCCAAUAAGUCGACACCAUAAUCGAAAAAAAGGCGAUGCAUAAAGAACGGGAGAGAAGCAGAACCGAACGCGUGCGUCGUUCAUGAUUCCCGAACAAAAGAGUACGGACCAUCCCAAACAGAAGGCGCCGUGGGGAUGGACGGCAUACAAUUUCGGUUGACUGUCAUCUUUUUUCGGAAUUGAUUCUUUGCUUCGGAAAAUUAAGGUUAAUUUCUUGUAAUAAUAGACAUUGCACCUUGCAUACGCAGACAUGAAUUGCGACACGUAUCCUUUCUCCCAAGGAAGGUAUGCACUGAUCGAGAGUACCGAAAACACGACUACCGAGGACCAUUGGUUGUUAUACAACAAAAUCAUAAAAAACGCGGGUGAUGACGCCGAAAGGAGCCAUGUCGCGAUAAAUACAGACAAUAAGC